CCCUUCCCGCCACGCCGGCGCUCGCCAUGGCCGCGCCGCCCCGCGCGCCGCUGCUGCCGCUCGCGCUCUGCCUGGCGCUCGCCGCGCUCGCGUCGGCGUCCGGGGCUCCGGGCGCGCGCCGGCGAGGCCCCGCGGUGACGGCCAAGGUCUUCUUCGAUGUGAUGAUUGGCAACAAAGAUGUGGGCAGGAUUGUGAUUGGCCUCUUUGGAAAAGUUGUGCCCAAGACUGUGGAAAAUUUUGUCGUUUUGGCAACAGGAGAGAAAGGGUAUGGAUAUAAGGGAAGUACCUUCCAUCGCGUCAUCAAGGACUUCAUGAUCCAAGGAGGGGACUUCACCGCUGGAGACGGCACAGGCGGCGUGAGCAUUUAUGGCGAGACUUUUCCCGAUGAGAACUUCAAGCUGAAGCAUUAUGGGAUUGGAUGGGUCAGCAUGGCCAACGCCGGGCCAGACACCAACGGCUCCCAGUUCUUCAUCACACUCACCAAGCCCUCGUGGCUGGACGGCAAGCACGUGGUGUUUGGAAGAGUUCUCGACGGCAUGACGGUGGUCCACUCCAUAGAAUUGCAAGCAACGGACGGGCAUGACCGCCCGCUCACCAACUGCACCAUUGUCAACAGCGGCAAGAUAGACGUCAGGACGCCCUUUGUGGUGGAGGUUGACGACUGGUGAUGGCCCGCGGGAAUGAGAGACACUCCGGCGGGGGCCUUCGUCUGUGCGUGCUAGUGUGUCUGAGCAUGCGUGCCUGCUAACCCUUGGCCGUCUUGACUCUCCAGUGUCUGAAAGUUUUGCUUUGCUCUAUCAUGCUCUUGUAAUUUCCCACUCUUUACCACAGAAAAAAAUAUUGUAAAAGCCCACCAUUCAGUUGGGUGCUGGUGGCUCAGGCCUGUCAUCCUAGCCACUCAGGAGGCUGAGAUCUGAGGAUUGUGAUUGGAAGCCAGCCGGGCCAGGAACAUCCAGGAGACUCCAAUUAGUCAGCAAAAAAAGCCUGGUAGUUCCAGCCUUGAGCAAAAAGGUUGAGCCAGCACCCAGGUCCCGAGUUCAAGCUUUUCUACCAGCACAAAAAGCAACAGCAAAACUCACUCCUGCUUACUUUGUAUGACCUGUUCAGAGUCUUUGAACUGCAAGAAUAUAUGAUCUUCCUCCAAUGGUGCUAUUUUAAAUUAGAAACACUGUAUUGGCUCUUUAAAGAACA
Molecule: messenger RNA, 1191 nt
Organism: Perognathus longimembris pacificus (Pacific pocket mouse)
Lineage: Eukaryota; Metazoa; Chordata; Mammalia; Rodentia; Heteromyidae
Gene: Ppic
Product: peptidylprolyl isomerase C
Exons: 5
Coding region: 27-668 (213 amino acids)
Biological process (GO): protein folding; protein peptidyl-prolyl isomerization
Cellular component (GO): intracellular membrane-bounded organelle
Molecular function (GO): peptidyl-prolyl cis-trans isomerase activity
Source: RefSeq, a predicted model, not a curated record